Messenger RNA from Nezara viridula (southern green stink bug), 843 nucleotides. Lineage: Eukaryota; Metazoa; Arthropoda; Insecta; Hemiptera; Pentatomidae. The record is from the annotation of a GenBank genome assembly.
AUGUCAGCCAAAGGAGGAGGAAUGGUUUUCAGCUGGUUCCUAUACUUCCUUUUCUUCGCUACAAUGCAUGACAGCUCCUGUUUGAGUAUGGAGCGGCUUGAAGUACCAGCAUUGGCUAAAUUGUUCCACCCAGUGAAAAUUGCUUGCAGAUAUCGCCUGGGCAGCCUACGCUUAGAGUCUGUCAAGUGGUAUAAAGAUGAAGACGAAUUCUUUAGAUUUACUCCGUCCGAACGACCUAAAACUAGGAUGUUUAAUAUUUCCGGAAUUGAAGUAGACAUGGAGAAAUCGGACAUGCAUGUGGUGAGCUUAGUUAACGUAUCUAUUUCAUCAGCUGGAGUGUACAGGUGCGAGGUUUCUUCUGAUAGUCCAGCUUUCGAAACUGUCCAGGAAUCAAAAAUAAUGGACGUUUUCUACCAACCCGACAAAAAACCACAAGUAUUCAUUGAGAAGACCGAAAUUCAACCAAAUGAAGAUAUUGUUGCUCAGUGCGUCACAGGCAAAUCGUUUCCAGUUCAAAAUAUUUUCUGGUUCUUAAAUGGGAUUCAAAUUAACAAGAAGUGCAUAAAGAAGGAUUAUGUUAUCACUGAUGACAACGGACUUCUCACUAAAUACUCGUGUCUUCGGGUACGAGCUAGAGGAGGUCCGGGCCCGAUCUUGGUGAGCUGUGUGGGGUCUCAAGGGAAGACCUUUUUUCCCGAGAGGUCCCACGUCGAACUUACCCUCAGCAAAUAUAGUGAAGAUGAUCCAAUAGCACAGAGGGGAUCGGCUGACUGUAUCACUCAGGACUUCAAAAGAUGCAUUAGAUUAGCCUUUUUAUAUGUUGUUAUACCCUUCAUUCAAUAA